Mycena indigotica is the source of this 1155-nucleotide messenger RNA. RefSeq names its product Protein kinase. The coding region runs from base 1 to 1155 and encodes 384 amino acids. The transcript has 2 exons. The record is from RefSeq and is a predicted model, not a curated record. NCBI's taxonomy places the organism in Eukaryota, Fungi, Basidiomycota, Agaricomycetes, Agaricales, Mycenaceae.
AUGCAAGAAUUCGAGACCAAACUGAAUGAAACCAUCGAGGCGGGCAAGAUGUUGGCUGCUAUUGCAGUGGUGGCAGAUGUCGACGGCAAAACCGUCUAUCGACACUCUGCAGGCAAACAAAACCUCGAACCCAAUGCACCAUCUGUUGAUCCAAACAGCACCGUCAUGCUCGGCUCUGCGGGCAAGUUCAUCACCCACAUUGCUGCUAUCCAAUGUGUCGAACGUAGUCUAAUUGGCUUGGACGACCCUGCUGCAAUCGAGAAACAUCUUCCUGAAGUUGCAGCGCUGAAGGUUUAUUUGCCAAGCGACGACGAGCCCGGCUUCAUUCUUCGCGAGCCAACCAAGAAGAUCACUCUCCGCCAUCUACUCACUCACUCGAGCGGAAUUUCAUAUCCUGGGGACGAAAAGCUCGAAAAAUGGACCCAGUCAGACAAACCAGCGAUCGACGAGAACGCUCACAUCAUCGUCAAAAUCUUCUCGAUGCCGCUCUUGCAUGAACCUGGAGAGGGCUGGACAUAUGGGUCGAGCGUGGAAUGGGUCGGUCUGCUCAUCCUCCGCCUCACCGGUCUGCGGCUCGUGGAGUUUGUCCAAAAGAACAUUUUUGACGCGCUGGAUAUGAAGAUGUCGACAUACUAUCCUGAGAAGCAUGCCGAAAUUUGGGCAAAGAAACUUCAGAUGGUCAAUCGCGAGAGUGGCGUGCUGGUUGCCGAACCAGACGAUACGGUUCAAGGAUUGACGUGUAGUGUUGGCGAUUUGCAAACUCUGCUUGUUGACCUCCUUGGUCAAUCGAAGCUACUUUCCCAGCCUUAUGUCGACGAGAUAUUCAAACCACAAUUCGUUCGAGGCACCCCUACCUAUGUCGGGGUUCGGGAGGACAUUCGCAAGCUAGGCAAAUCUGUCGGAGUCCCAACAACACUCGCCAACCCACCAGUCAACGCUAGUCUCGCGGCUUUGUUCGUGGAGGAUGGAGUUGCACCGUUGUCGAAUUUCCCUCCAGGGACUCUCACUUGGAGUGGAAUGCCCAAUGUUAUCUGGGCCGUAAAUCGGGAGAAAGGAAAGGCUGCUAUCUUCGCGACACAAUUGUUACCUGUGGAGGAUGAUGAAAUCAUUGCAGUUGCGAUGAGUUUCAUGCGUGGGGCUUGGAAGUCCCACUAG